Molecule: messenger RNA, 2106 nt
Organism: Colletotrichum truncatum
Lineage: Eukaryota; Fungi; Ascomycota; Sordariomycetes; Glomerellales; Glomerellaceae
Source: RefSeq, a predicted model, not a curated record
AUGGAGAAAACAAUGGAGCCGAAGCCCAAGCGAAUCAAGAUUGAUGUGGCAUGCGAGGCGUGUCGGAGGCGGAAAGUCAAAUGCGACGGGGCCCGUCCAGCAUGCGGGAAUUGCUGGAAGAGAACGGAUCUCAGGAACGGUUGCACCUACAGCAUCGAGCAUGACAGAGCAUCCUCAAGAGAGAAAAGACUUGAUGGUAGUCCUGAUGAACCCGAGAGAGCACUCCCUAAGAUUAUUCAUACUCCCGAGGCGAACGUGGUUCAGCCUUUCAUACCUCCUGCCGCUCGACUUAAUGUGACACCAAAGUCGACGACUUCUUCCGGGCCAGACUUAACGAGACGAGGCCGGAUGGACCGCCACCCCAUCACCCCCUCUGAUGCCAGCCCAUCGGCGGUUGACUCGAUGACCACUGUCCGAGAGGAUGGCAUGGUUACGGGAGAGUACUUUGGCAGUAGCAGCGCUGGCUCCUUUACGAACCAAAUCAAGGCUGCGAUAGAUGCACGAUUGGGAUCAACGACGGAGGCCAGGGGCUCAAGGAGCUCAUUGUUCCGUUCAUCUGUGCCGCUGAGUAGCAAAGGCCCAGUAGGCCAGGCUGACUAUGUCUUACCGGCGCGUAAACAAGCCGAUCAUCUCAUGGAUCUUUACUGGUACUAUGUCGACCCCUUGUACCCAUUCCUUGACCGGCAACGGUUCGAACAUUCUUACCGAGCUCUCUUUGCUGGUACUUCGUUGGAUGCUGACGAGAGAAUUUUCGUGAGCAUACUCAAUAUCAUCUUUGCACUGUCUACUCAGUUGAUAGAGUCCUUGUCUCCCGACCAGAGGGAUUCCUCCAGCCAAGAUUACUUCACCCGGGCCCAGGACUUGCUACAACUUAGUUUGUGGGACACCGGUUCCAUCGAACUAAUACAAUGCCUGCUUAUAAUGAGCCAGUACCUCCAGAGCACCAACAACCCGCACCAAACGUGGAUGAUUGUUGGUUCUUGCGUGAGGAUUGCCCAGGGCUUAGGUCUUCAUCUUCCUGACACUGUCAUGGAGCUCUCCAGUGAGCCCGAAAGAGAUCUUGUCAGGCGCAUAUGGCAUGGUUGCAUCCUUAUGGACAGGAUGAUCGCCAUCACGCAUGGCCGCCCCGCAAUGAUUUCAGAUCAGCUUGCCUCCAGCGUGGUUUUGCCAUCGAUACCAGACUCGAAUGCGCGAGACCAGAAUGGAGCUCAGCUGCAUCGCCUUAGGUAUCAAGGAUUCUUUGUGAAGUCCCUGGAACUGUACGAAGUCAUCAACCAAGCAGUUCUUGCCUUUUAUACAACUACUUCCGGGUUAAAAUCACCGACAUCGAUUAGUCACCUGGGCCAGCGGUCCCAAGAACGACAUGAAUUGGAUCUUGGUGUAGCCCUGCAACUCGACCAACGGCUUACUAAAUGGGAGAAAAGUCUUCCAAGUUUUCUCACUAUGACUGAGCCGGAGACUCAGUUGGACGAAGUCUUCAGAAGGCAAGCGGUUAUACUGCGCAUACGGCUCUUUCAUGCACGUAUGCUUCUUCUCAGGCCAAUGCUUGCUCGUUUUUGUUUGUCUAAUUGCUCGGAUUCGUCUCAGGCGCACGAUGACCUCUCAUCUCGUGUCAUUCAGCAAUGUGCCAUGGUCUGUGUCGAAGCAGCCCAAAAUCUGAUAUCAGUCAUUGUGCAAUUUCAACGGCACGACGGCACACUUGGUCUCCUUCCCGCAUGGUGGUAUCGCGUAUUUUACAUCUAUACAGCAGCCACCGUUCUCAUCGCAGCGAGACUUAGACCAGCCGUCUUCUCUUCGCUUGAUAUUUCCAGAUCAUGGAACCAAGCCAUGGCUCUCUUGCAUGACCACGAGAAUCUCGGUCCAUCGCCGCGAAGAUGCGCUGCGGCCCUUCAAAUCUUGUCAACGAAGAUUUUCCAAGAGCAGCCUCAGCCAACCACUCUUCCUGAUUCCGAGGCCAACCCGGCUGUUCCGAGCAUUCCCAACGAACAGGAAACCUUCGACAUGCCAUUCCCUUACCUAGCGCAAGACGCAGCAUUUGACAUGGACGCGAUUUCCUUUGAUGUAAACGACUUUUCUUGGCUAAACAGCAUGCCAGGAAGUCUAUGA